Molecule: messenger RNA, 990 nt
Organism: Papaver somniferum (opium poppy)
Lineage: Eukaryota; Viridiplantae; Streptophyta; Magnoliopsida; Ranunculales; Papaveraceae
Exons: 3
Coding region: 1-990 (329 amino acids)
Source: RefSeq, a predicted model, not a curated record
AUGGGUAAUAUGAUUGGCAGAGCUAUAAAAGUUGAUGAAACAACAUUGAAGAAGGAUAUUGGAUACUAUGCCAGUGUUCUAGUGGAAAUAGAUUUAGCUAAAUUUAUACCAAGCAAAAUUUGGGUUGAAUCUAAGUAUACAAAGUUUGAACAAGCAAUACAUAUUCCAAAGUUACCAAAAUUCUGUAACCAUUUCCAGGUGAUAGGUCACUAUGUAACAGAAUAUAGAAGUAAAAGAAGUGAAACAUCACCAACAAUUCCAAUUCAAGAACCAACAAUAGAAAAACCUAAGAAGAAGUGGAGACCAAAAAAACCUCAAGAGGGUAUUGGUUUUGACAUUUGCUUCCCAGAGAAUACUUCCACCCAUUUUACUGAAUCUAAUGUGAAUACUCCCAAUAAUUCUAAGGAGACUACUUAUAUUCCUCAACAAUGUGAGCCCUCUUCUGGAAGAUUUCAUUUAUUACAAGAACCUCAAGAAGAGUUUAUAGAUAAGCAAUUAAAUUUGUGUUCCAAUGCUCCUAGCAUUACAAAUGUGGUUAACUUGUUACCACCUAUUAUUCAUGCUAUUAAUCUUACUUCAACAAGUAUCCAAGGAAUUAUGGGACAAGGAAAGGAUAAAAAUGUUCCAAAAGAAAAAGUUGUAAUACCUAAUGUCACUACAAGCAAACAAUCAGCUUCCAGUUCAAGGACUGAGCCUAAUGCUAAAGAUGUUGGAGUUAUUGAUAGCAAAAAUUUCAGGGUAAGAGAAGCCCAAAAGCUUCUCAAACUCAAUCUUCUCAAUGAGGAUGAUUUACUGGAAUCUAUAUCAAACACUAAGCAAGAAAUUAUUGUGGAAGUGGGAGGUUCUAUAAUCACAGGAAUUCAUGCAUCAAGCUUGACUGUUGACAGAAGGGAAUUGUGGAACUCCUUGGAAGAAAUUAAUUCUCUAAAUAAACCAUGGUUAAUUAUUGGAGAUUUCAAUGCUGUCUUGAGUAUUGAUGCAAAAAAAUGA